AUGGCGUCCGUUCGCUCUCUGGGCGUCCACGAACCUUCAGCCGUCUCCUACCUAGUUUCAGAGGGUAUCCUACCUCCCGAGCCUUCAGAGGAUUAUUACACAUGGACAAUAUGCACCGACGAAAGCGGGUUGACCGGCCCUGUGGACGACGAGUUGGUAUGGACGAAGCAUUGUGUUGUAUGGUCCCGCGCAGGGAUGGUGAAAAGAGUCUUUCGGAUGGACCCUGAGAAAGAAGAGAUUCGACAUGCUCUGUUUACUCAAUUUGCGGCCGGGGAUAUCAAACAUUCGGGAAAGACACCUCUUGGCCGUCCCGAAGCAACUACUAGUACGCAAGGUACACGAAAGCAAACCCAACGCAAUGGGAAACCAUCGGCUCCAGAAGCUUUCUCAACUUUGGAUCUGCAUGGAGACGCACGAGUAGCGGUUGUGGCUCCGCAGCAAUCCAGCGAGACACUCUCAAGAGCUAUGGUAGUAGUCCUCAAAUCGCAAGCCCACAUAUUCUUUGUUGCAGGCAAUAGCCAUACAAUACCUCUUCCAUUUGAAGUUGAAUCUGUGUUUGCCACCCCCCGUGGUCUCCUUUUCCAAAGGAAAAUCCCGGACGAUGACGGGAGACGUCAAAUCCCAACCGCGCCGCCUAACUCGUUCAUGACCACCUCGCUAUUCGAUCCGAGUGCCUCACAAUCGUUUGGCAUACCGACACUCAAAAAGAGCAAGCGUACCUCGACGAGAUUAUCGACCAACCCAGUGUCAUCCUGGGUGCCAAAAGCGAGCUCAAGUGCCGAUCUUCCUCGUGUUUUCUCUCUCAUAAACCCUCACUCAGAGAUGGGCCUGGUUGUGACAUCACAGACCUCCAAGUGGCUCCAAAGCAGCGUCAGCAGUGCUAGAAAGAGACCAUCUGGACUAGAAGUUCUAGAUCCUGUGGAUGAGAUUGUAUACAUCUCUCCCAAGGACGAACUCCUGGGCACCAGCAGGGGCCCGCUGAAUGGUAUUCCUUUGAUUCUAGUUGUGACCAUAAACACCACCACCGGCAUAUAUACAAUAUGGACUGCACGCUACAAAGAUGAUGAAUCUGGAGGUCCAAUGAAACACAAGGCUAGACGAGAGACUGGAGGCACCCGAUCAGUGAGGCGAAGCUCUCAUUUCGCAACCGGUGCAACAACUCCCGCCACUCGCUCCGGAGCAACUAGAGAGAGCUUUGGACCUUGGACAGAAGACCGGCCUUCCACUCAACCAUCUCUAGCAAGAAUUGACGCCGAAGAUGAUCUGGCUGCAAGAGUAGCACAAGACUUUGGUGACGUCGGCGUUCCACUCAAGACGUCAAGACGAGUCAGCUCGUUGCUUGCUCGAACUGAUCUUGCUACCAGCCAAGAUCGCAUCACGUUUUCAGAUCUGGCCACAGGCAGCCAGUCUAGUACCAUGCCCCAUGGUGCUGGGCUGAGACAGUCUAUUGGAGGAGCCAGCACCCGAGGAAGUUUCGGUUUCAACCCUCGGGGCUCCCUGCCACCGGGCACAGGGUCUGUAUACAGCAAUGCAGGCAGCUUCCUUGAGGCCCCUGUUGAUAAAUUGCUCGAGGAACUAAACAGUGACAGUCUCUCAUCGGGAUUCGAGAGCAUUGCGCUGCGUGAAUCGACAUCUGGGCUUCCGGAAGAGUUGCUGUUGAACAAGGUUGAAAGUUUCUCGUCCCAAUUUACGGGCAGUUUUCAGCAGUCUACCCAAGAGCCAGCAUCCCGCCGAAUGAAAGUCUCUACCUUGGCUUCUACCGACUAUGGAGGUGGUCAAAGGGGCCACACUGCCUCGUUGGCAGUGUGUAUUGUGGACAAAGUGUCACGAAACAUGACCAUUGUCAAUUUGAGAGCAGAUCGAGAGCCACUUUCCAAGAGUCAGAAGAAGAAGGCUAAGACGACUGGACAAAGUCCAGUACUCGUACGUGCAGUAAGAAUCCAAAAUGUGUCAAAUGUCUUGGAUGCUUGCAGGAUCACCGACGGAGAGAUCUCUCGCAUACUCUCGUUGAGUGAAACCGAUAACAAGCACCGCGAGCUCUCAUUGCAAACCCUGUGGGGCAGUCCUGUCAAAGUGGAAGCUCCUGUACCACUGCUGCUUUAUGAGCCAGAUGGUAUUUCUGCCAAUAAACUCGAGAAGCGCCCAAGAGAAAGUGGAGUCAACCGGGUCAUGGCAGAUCCCGACCUCGUUUUCAACGGAUUUGAUCAUGUGUGCUCCCGAGGAAAGAUUGACUUGGUAGACACAGACCACCAGCGACAUCGACUCCAAAUCCGAAUGGAGCCCCGAAAUGAUCUGGUGAAAAAAAUACUCAAAGUUUGCAAGUUUGCCCUGCGUGAUUCCGAGAAAGCAGGCGAUGGCAUUAUGGUCGCUUGGUGGGAGGUUAUCAAGUGGCUUCGAGGUAGAGAGGACAUCGAAAAUGACCUCGAGUGGACCGCUAUGACCGUUGUCUUGUUGAGUCUGGCAGUUCCAUUUGUCAAUCCUCCACCAAUGCAAGCCCCUAAACGAACACGUCGCAAGAAGAGCCUCCUCAGAUCGAGCAGCGGAGGAAAUCUUGAUCUGGAAAGCUGGGAAGCCAUGUUGGAUUUGGAAUCUGGCCCGGCAGGCGUUGCAGCCCCAUGGAUGAUGGAAAGCUCCUGGGGAUGGAUCGUUGAACAAGAUGCAAUUGAGAAUCUCACAACAAAGGCAUCAAAGGUUGAGGGUCAACCCAAUGCGAGCCGGUCUACGUACCGCCAGAAUUUGUUUUUGAUCCGAUGCAUUGCCCUCAGUCGUGAGUUCCUCCAAAGUCCCCAGGGUAUUAGGGCUGCUGGCCGUGAUGGCUACUUCCCUAUCUCAGAAGUGUUUUCUGAGAACACAAGAUGCACUACCUUGUGUAGUGUCCUCGUGGCCUUGCAUCUACUUCGCGAGGAGCAGAAGCUCUCCACCUGCGACUCAGAAGAGGCUCGAAGACCUCUGGGAUUGCUGGCUCCUGUUCUCGCACAGCUAGGUGGCUGGCUGGGCUGGGAGUCCUGGAAAUGGACCGAUGACUCCUACUAUGGCACUGAAAUGACCAGCAUGGAGCGCUGGCAGUUUGAAGAUAAUACUCAUAUUUCCGGGCUGAAGGUUCCCGACGAACCUUUCCCGCCACCAUCCAUUUUUGAGUUUCUUAUGAGUGCUGCUUCUCAUCGAAACCCUGCGCCGUUUGUUUCUCUCCUUGACAUCGUGAAUGCAUCUGAGCAAACCCCCAGAAAGGGACGGAUGUGGCGGGAGUGUUUCAAUAUAACACCCAGGACUUGUGCAUUAAAUGGUUUCUUCGCUGAAAUUCACGGUGUUUCAACCCCCCUGGAAAAAAUCAAACUCUUGCAGCGUUGGGGAUUCACCAAGAGUGUCAUCGAUAGCUUCCCCGAGGGUGUCAGCGCGCCGUUGUAUGAAGCCGUACUACAAUGCCAAAUUGAGGCUUCCACAUCCUGGAACUCUGCACUCUUGGAGCUAAUCGACCGUGAGGAUCUUUAUAUGUCGAUGAACCCUGGUCAGAUAAACUCAUUGGCAGCACCACAACAAACUGCGCUUUCUCACGAUUCCAUACGUGAUUUCCACUAUAUCAGCAGUUCUGCAUUGGACAUUGAUGCCAUCAACGCAUUCGAAGCCUCUGCAGAAGCAGACAGAUUCUCAGUAACCAGGCUGAUCUUCCGGGAGGACAAGCGGUUCCUCGAGGCAGCCAAGCUACUCAACCAAUCGAAAGCCCCCGUAGCAGAGUGCAUUGCUGAGCCUGGUUGGAGAGAUCAGGAUCUGUUAGACGCACAGAAAGAAAUCGUGCAGCUUGUUACACUUCGAACUCUAUCUACCCCCGCGGGCCGUGCAAUGCUUACUUUCAGUGGCCGGUUGCCUUUGUUGACAGAGAAACUGCCCAUUCCAUCAUUUUCCCUGCAGUGCGUUAUGAAACCAGACAAUGUGACGGUCAGUGCGGACAGAACCUUGUUCUCGGAAGAAAAGGUUUGUUGGGCUUUCUUCCACAACGGAGUUUCCACCGGUCUUGCAAUCUCCAAGGCCUCCAAAGGCAUUGAUACCUCGUGGAUAUUGUUCAACAAACCACAGGACCUUACAAAUCGACAUGCUGGUUUCUUGCUAGCUUUGGGUUUGAAUGGUCAUCUCAAAUCGCUCGCCAAGUGGGUUGCUUUCAAGUACCUCACUCCCAAGCAUACAAUGACAUCCAUUGGUCUUCUUCUUGGGCUCUCUGCCUCGUACUUGGGCACAAUGGAUACACUCAUUACACGUUUGCUCUCGGUGCACGUUACAAGGAUGCUACCACUGGGGGCAGCCGAGCUAAACCUCUCGCCAUUAACCCAAACUGCUGGUAUUAUGGGCAUCGGUAUGCUAUAUUGUGGCUCCCAGCAUCGUCGCAUGAGCGAGGUCAUGCUUUCAGAAAUUGAAAAUAGCGAGCAUGACGAACAAGCUGCUACCCAAGAAGAUCUCCGUGAUGAAGGAUAUCGUCUGGCUGCAGGCUUUUCUCUUGGUUUCAUCAACCUUGGCAAAGGCGAUGACUUGCGAGGUAUGCGAGACAUGCAUAUCGUCGAGCGUCUCUUAGCAAUCGCUGUAGGCACGAAGAACGUUGAUAUUGCCCAUGUACUUGAUCGCGCCACGGCUGGCGCCACCAUUGCUCUUAUGAUCAUAUUCAUGAAGACGAAUGAUGCGGUUUUAGCGAAGAAGAUCGAUAUCCCUGAUACCACUGUGCGCUUUGACUAUGUGCGGCCGGAUUUGUUCCUAUUGCGGACAUUGGCACGGCACAUCAUCAUGUGGGACAGUAUCAAACCCACUGCCGAAUGGAUUAGCCAGAGCUUGCCUGAAGUAUACCGAGGAAGAUCGCGACUGACAGAUGUGCGCCGGCUGCGUAGCGAAGACAUGCCAUUCUUUAACAUCAUUGCAGGUCUCUGUUUUGCUCUCGGCCUCCGCCAUGCCGGGUCGGGUCAGGCACAGGCAAGAGAUCUUUUACUGUUCUAUCUCGAUCAACUUAUCCGCAUCUCAAGACUACCUGUACGCAGCUACGAUGCUAGGCUCGCGCGCAAUUCAGUCCGAAACUGUCAAGAUGUCGUGGCACUGGCUGCUACCGCCGUCAUGGCUGGCACGGGUGAUAUAGCUCUGUUCAGGCGCCUACGCUCGCUCCACGGCCGGAUUGACAAUGACACACCCUAUGGAAGUCACAUGGCGGCUCACAUGGCUAUCGGAGUACUCUUCCUCGGUGGAGGUAGCUACACACUCGGCACAUCCAACCGUGCUGUGGCUUCGCUCAUCUGCGCAUUCUACCCCACCUUCCCAACCACAGUUCUCGAUAACAAAUGUCAUCUCCAAGCAUUCCGCCAUUUGUGGGUUCUUGCUGCCGAGCCCCGAUGCCUCGUACCUCGUGAUCUCGAUACCCGCCGCCCAAUCUCCAUCCCGAUUACCAUCACAUCGCACGAUGAGACCGCCAAGACCAUUAGUGCACCAUGUCUCCUCCCAGAUCCCAGUGAGAUCUCCCGUAUUGAAAUCCGGGGACCAGACCACUGGCCCCUCGUCUUGGACUUUACCCAAAACGAUGUCCUGCACGAAAAAUUCCUCCGCGGUGACCCGUCCGUCUACCUCCGCCGGAAGGCAACCUACAACCCAGCAAGUUCCUCAACCUCUGUCUUUGCCUCCACUUUGACCGGCCUCAGCGAAGCACAAGAUAUCCUCCCCACGACUGCGGCGGGGGCCUCCAAUCCAGCCAAGGCUCUUCCUCCCUCGGCCUGGCCAAACCGUACGACGUUACUCACCGGCAAACCAUCCGCAGCCACAACGCCGUCCCAAACCCCAUGGGACUGGAUUUUCCACCUCCCCUCUUUACAAGACCUCGACAUCCGUGAACGCUCCCUCGUUCUCCCCUCGUCCUUCCCCAUGCGUUCGGCCCGCAUUACCAGCGAGCUUGUCUCCGCACCACCUUGGCUACGCACCUCCGCUGUGGAUGCACGCCUCGCUCUAUCCCAUACUGUACGUAAUAUUGUACAAUCAGCACGUGGGCGCGGCGCAGAUCCAGAUCAGAUUCGUGAUCGGAUCUGGCAACUUCGUUUGCUGUUUGAUUGGCUGGAUCGCACCCAGCCUGGUGAGGAGCGUGAUCCACUUUCUAGACCAAUUCCAGCCCAGGGCCCGGAACAGAAACCCCAACCUUCUGGACUCUGGUUGCGGAGGGACUUUGCUGAAGAAGCCAGGUGGCAGAUUUGGGGAGUACAGAUUGGAGAUCGAGUUGAGGAGAGUCGUUGA
Messenger RNA from Penicillium soppii, 6246 nucleotides. RefSeq names its product anaphase promoting complex subunit 1. Gene Ontology annotation, cellular component: anaphase-promoting complex. The record is from RefSeq and is a predicted model, not a curated record. The transcript has a single exon. Gene Ontology annotation, biological process: metaphase/anaphase transition of mitotic cell cycle; protein K11-linked ubiquitination; anaphase-promoting complex-dependent catabolic process. Lineage: Eukaryota; Fungi; Ascomycota; Eurotiomycetes; Eurotiales; Aspergillaceae. Bases 1 to 6246 code for a protein of 2081 amino acids. Gene Ontology annotation, molecular function: molecular adaptor activity.